This is a messenger RNA of Thunnus maccoyii (southern bluefin tuna), 999 nucleotides long. It is a transcript of the gene nanos2, whose product is annotated as nanos homolog 2. Gene Ontology annotation, cellular component: perinuclear region of cytoplasm. The transcript has a single exon. Lineage: Eukaryota; Metazoa; Chordata; Actinopteri; Scombriformes; Scombridae. The coding region runs from base 214 to 696 and encodes 160 amino acids. Gene Ontology annotation, molecular function: mRNA binding; zinc ion binding. Gene Ontology annotation, biological process: negative regulation of translation; oogenesis. The record is from RefSeq and is a predicted model, not a curated record.
UCUCUAAACACCUGCUGUCUGCUUGAGUGACCUUAUAGCCAUCAAAAUCCCAACAUUGUUGCACUUUAGGGCCAUUUUCUCUCCAAGCACCUGUCAUCUGACAUUUGAGUGACCUUACAGCCAUCAAAAUCCAGACAUUUCUGCACUUCAGGGCCAUUUUCAGAUGUCUAUAAAUAUGCCACGCGUAAACUCUGCGCAAACUCUUCUCCAAAAAUGACAGCUACGCAAAGACAACUGGCGUUGAGGAACUCCCUCAUCUCUGAUGGUGACUGCUUCGACAUGUGGCAUGACUACAUGAACCUGGGCAGACUGCUGGUGAAGCUGAGUGCUGGGCGUGAGACGGACCACAAAGACUCCGAGGGGCCCAAGAAACAGGAGGCGGCACCUUGGAGCCACAUCUCUCGGUCGGAGGACUCCAAGAACUCCACAGGGAGCAGUCCGGUCAGCAGCCUUUUGGACACCAGCUGCAGCAGGAUAGACUACUGCCGCUUCUGCAAGCAGAACGGGGAAUCUGCAAAAGUGUACCACUCACACAGGCUGAAAUCAGAGGACGGGAAAGUCACCUGCCCCAUCCUCUGGAGCUACACCUGUCCCAUCUGUGAGGCCACCGGGGACCGCGCACACACACGCCGGCACUGCCCGCAGGCGCAGCGCCAGGAGGCUACCAGGAUGCUGCCAAGGUCCCGCUUCUGGUAACUGAGAAUGGACACUUGAAAAGACUGUAAAUAAUUACCAGAAAUGUUUUAGGUCACGUGUUCAUGUUUACAUAGACUGUUGUAGGUUCCAGAUGUGUUUCAUGUUUGACUUUAAACGUUGUUGUCACUGCAUGUUUGCUCUGCAGUGGUUAAAUAGUUGAAUUACAAACCCGUCGAGCAUUUAAAAACAUGUUAUCAAACCUUCAAAAAGUCAAGUGUCAAAAAUGGACAUUUUGGAAACUGUGAAAUUAAAACUGUCUACCUGUGUAUACAUUAAUAAAAAAAAAUAUAUGUGAAAAGUUAA